This is a messenger RNA of Hydatigera taeniaeformis, 1140 nucleotides long. NCBI's taxonomy places the organism in Eukaryota, Metazoa, Platyhelminthes, Cestoda, Cyclophyllidea, Taeniidae. The record is from the annotation of a GenBank genome assembly.
CUGAUUAGACUUAUACACAGGAAGAAAUUGGUUCUUUCAGAUCCUGAACAGCAACCGAAACUAAUAAUCUUUUCAGCAAGUUCGGCUGACGUUAAGGAAAUACCACGUGAAAUAAACACGUCAGCCAUACGAGGCAUUUCUCUGCUUUGUGAUUGCAUCCGAAAAGAUCCGACAGGAAAUACUUGGCACUCUUGCACUUACCGUUUUGGAUGUAGACCUGGAAGACGCUCUACAACUGAUCAACUUUGUGCCUCUGGAAACGAUGACUUAUAUAUUCUUGUCCUGCACAAAAGCCUCCUUUGGUACCAGAAGAGACUGAAGAUUGCAUUUUUGGUAAAACUAUCCAAUGGCAGUUUAUCCAUGUUCUUCCUCCCCCCAUCUUUAUGUUACCAAUUGCCACUGGGCGGUGAUGGUGAGGCUGGCACAUCACGUAGAAAGAUGACAGCCUCCACCAUGAUGAAUCAGGGUUGCGUUUACAGUGCAAAGGCACUGCCUGUGACCGCUAUGGCUUCCGAUGCAAGACUUACUAGGGCAGCCUGCAAAUUGUGGAGUAGUUUAGCCGACUCCCUAAGACGCAAUGAACAGUUAGCUCAGUUUGUGGCUUUGAAUGAUGCCCCCAAUGAAUUGAAUCUUUUUCUGCUCAAAAGGACUCCCAAAUUUCAACUCGUCUUAGAGAUGACAGCAUUCUCCGAGACCACCGUUCUUUCUCCCUACUCCUUCCCCUCGGGUUCCCUGAUUGCGGAGCGAAUCCUGGCCAGCAAUCAAGACAUUCAAAAUGACAACGAAGAUCGUCGACUUUCGACCGUCUUUGUAGUCUUGGUGGAGUCGGCUCACUGUCAGGACGCGGUGUGCUUGGUGUUCUGCAGUACUGACGCUGUCACACCUCUGACUCUCCUUAUCAGCUCUGAUCAUCUUUACCCCUGGGUUACCCUUGCCUACGGUCACCAUUGGUCCUAUCGAGUUCGGGUCUCCAUUUUUGGAGCUAUUGUUGAUCAUGUAAAGUAUACUAAAUCAGCAUGCAGUUCAGCAACAGAGUUUGACUAUCGAUAUAAUGCCACCAUGACCGCCGAACCAGGUUGGAGAAAGGGUGUUAUUGUGCACAAACGGAUUACAGUCCUUAACCUUUUGUUCGGUUGGUAA